This is a messenger RNA of Aspergillus clavatus NRRL 1, 1404 nucleotides long. RefSeq names its product DUF1776 domain-containing protein. The coding region runs from base 1 to 1404 and encodes 467 amino acids. The record is from RefSeq and is a predicted model, not a curated record. Lineage: Eukaryota; Fungi; Ascomycota; Eurotiomycetes; Eurotiales; Aspergillaceae. The transcript is spliced from 4 exons.
AUGACAAGUGACGACCAGUUUUUCUUCGAUUAUCUUGCCUCCAUUCCGCAUGACGUAAGGAGAUAUUCCCUCGAGGUCGCAGACUCGAUCGACCGACAAGUCGAUCAUGUUGCAACGGUGAUCCGCGAUACACUCUCUCAUCAGUCAUGGCUACCUCCUGCCGUUAGGCCGGCGCCAAAAUCACAUCCUGGUUUUCGUGCGCCUCCUUUGCAGUCCUUCACGGAUCGCGUUCAUGAUUGGUUUAUCCGAAAUCGCGCAUGGAGCGCUGCUAUCCUCGCCUUCGUCGGAACCGGUACCGCUUUGUAUUUUGGAAAUAAGAAGCUCCAUGGAAGACGGCGAAAGGCAAGGAGGGCCGGAAAUGGUGCUCGGAAGGAGAUAGUUGUUGUUGCUGGCUCUCCCCACGAGCCGAUGACCAGAGCGAUUGCGACUGAUCUGGAGCGACGAGGCUAUAUCGUCUAUAUUACUGUGACAUCUGCUCAGGAGGAGCACCUAGUCCAGUCGGAGAAUCGGAUGGAUAUUAGAGCUCUCUGGCUUGACCUGACGGCCACUGCCUCAUCACCUUCAGAAAUUCAUCCUUCUUUGAGUGAAAUCCAUAAUCUCAUCACACAACCCCAGUGCCCGAUGCCCGGCGUGCCACCCCAUACCUGCCAGCUGAGUGGUAUUAUCUUGGUGCCAUCAUCUAGCUAUGUGUCUGGCCCUGUCGCCACGAUUCCAGCAUCGUCCUGGGCCGAUACUAUCAAUACUCGUCUCCUCUCUCCUAUUCUCACCACCCGAAUUUUCCUACCUCUCCUCACUCUUCGCAAGACCAAUAGCACUAUCCUUCUCCUCUACCCCUCUAUUUCAUCAUCGCUUUCGGCGCCUUUCGCGGGGCCCGAGGUCACUACAGCGCGUGCGCUGUCCGGGUUCGCAAGCUCUCUUAGGAGAGAACUAUGCCUUUUGCAGCAUAAAAAUAUUGAUGUUGUGGAACUGAAACUCGGCAAUAUUGACCUCGGCCCCCAGUUCCGGGACGCCCAGAACCAUGUUACCGGAACGGAGGUCCUUGCAUGGAGCGCUCAACAGCGGUCGCUCUAUGGCUCGCAGUACCUCUCAAGCAUUGAACAGCGGCCGGUGGCAUCUGCUGGGCCCAGCACGGUGCGCGGGUCACCAGCCAAAAUGCUCCACUACGCUAUAUUGGAAGCAUUGGAACCGGCAUCCAAGAAUAUCUUUGGGCGAAGAGUAUCUAAGAAACGCGUCUUAUAUGCCGGGCGAGGUGCGCGGUCCUAUAGUAUCAUCGGGGAGUGGGUACCAAGCGGCCUGGUAGGGUGGAUGCUGGGCCUUCGCAGUGGGCCUUCCACGGUACCUGACAGUGCCAGCAACAGCAGUAACAGCGAGUCUGGUUGGGACAAGGUCAACGAUGCGCGAUGA